Molecule: messenger RNA, 2238 nt
Organism: Purpureocillium lilacinum
Lineage: Eukaryota; Fungi; Ascomycota; Sordariomycetes; Hypocreales; Ophiocordycipitaceae
Source: RefSeq, a predicted model, not a curated record
AUGGCGAAUACGGAGGAAGCUGUGAAGGUUCCGGGGCUCAAUCACGUCCCCGAGGAAUGGGUGGAGGAGUUGUCGAGAGCGGCGCAAUGGGCGGCCGCUGGCGUCAGCGGACCCGAGGAAUCAGGGGCCGUGCGAUACGGCGUCCUUCAAGGAGACCCUGCCUCGCGGUGGCUGACCGCCGUCUCUUCGGUGUUGUGGGAGGGCAUCACGACGCUGCAGCCAGGCACGUCGAUGACCUACAUCACCUACGAGAAGUAUGCCACCUGGCUUGGCAACAUGAACCGGCAGCCAACGGCCAGAACGACCGGCGGUGCCGAUGCAAGACUCGAGCUCAAGUUUGAGUCGUUUCAAAGCGUGCAUCUUCGCCUUCAAAGCCAGGGCGAAGGUUCCGUAGAGGGCGGCGGCUCCAGACAGGUUGUGUUUGUGCUGGAAGUUGAUUCCACGUACUCUGCUGGCUUCGCCGUCGCCCUUCUAACUAUUGCUACGUGGAGCCGCUGGGCUACCACCAGGGCAUCAGCACCGAAAAGGGUUGUGGUGCUCCUUGUGUCUGUCGGUGAUCUCCACAAGACUAUUCGCAAUGUUCUUGACGACGCUUGCCAGGGCAGUGUCCAAGAAUUUGUCCUUCCCGCCCUAAGCGAGGGGAUGGACCGACUGAACUUUGUUCAGCUCGAUUGGCCUGAGGUGAGCGAGCUCUUCGGCCGGGUUGCCGAGACGGCAUCCGACACAGAGAGGCAUUGCAUCAUUCUCUUUGAAGGCGCGGCAGAUGUUGUGGACGUUGGCAAUUUGGGGUGCAUCCCAAGUCACGCCUUCAAGUGGUGGGACAAUGCCAUGACAGCAGAUCUGUUUGUGUGCGGUGGUAGGCCAAUCGUCGUCCUACAGGUCCCUCUGGGCUUCCAUGCACCGUAUCUCGUGGAGGGGUUCACGCACCUGCACCUCGUGACCGACACGCAGCGUGCAUUUACCAAAGUCCGUGAUGUUCAGACGGACCAAAUCGUAUCGCUGCUUCUCGAGGCCUGCGUUGACGAGCUGAAGGAGCAGUUGUCCUGGGCGUUCAAGGUCGACUGCCCACGAGAGAAUGUCACGGUAUAUCAGAACCCCGGUGAGUCCUUGUUGGAUCCGGAACGCAGGUGCCAUUUCAAUGGCUGGCAGAUGGAGGGCAUGCUCGUGGAGUUGUCCUACCUUGAGACAUGGCUCGGGGGCGUUGGGAGCAGGGCGUUUCUCCCCCUGGUACAUCCCUGUCUCACGGAGGCCAAGGACAGCAUGGUGCGCAUGGCCAAUGCAGGCCUUGUUCAAGCGAAUCUUGAUGAAAUGCGCGUGACCGCUUGUCUGGAAGAGCCGCUUGGUCGAGCCUUCCACGGCCUCCUCAGGCUGUUUGACUACGAUCCUCGCCUGGCGAUGUUCGUAGCCCUGCCAUGCGAGAACAUGGCCGUCCAGGCGAUAAAGAUCCAAUUCGCCGCCCUUCAAAUGGUGGGCGUGGAUCAAGUCUUUCCGACUCUGAGGUUCGGCAAUCGUUGUGACGACGAGCGCCAAUUUGACAUCUUCGCUGGAUGCAUCGGGUUAACGAGAGGCAUCGCGAUGACAGGCACCAUCUGGGCUCUCUUGGGCUUCUGGAAAAGAGCCAUUAGAGACAGCGUGCAGUUCCACGGCGUCGAGAACAAGCUUUACAAGCUCAUUCCUGGCAGGGUGUCAAUAGAGCCCCUGUCGGCGAAGCAAGUUCUGCGAUGCGCCACGGAAAUCUGGAAGGUCCUCCAGACGCAAUCCGCCCACGAGAUUGGAUACCCCGUCCGUACGGACGAGUCCAACUACAUAGCCCACCGGGAGAUGGACGAACUGCGCGAGCAGCUUCUUCGUUGCUAUCAUUCCCAGGUAGCUGUAGCGACCGUGCCGAACGAGUACGGCAGUGGCGCCGAGGACCAGGCCGAAGCCCAAUACCAGGACCUGGCCACACAGUCUCCCUUCGUCAUGGAAGGUGGCCUGAACGGCUUGAUAAACUUUCCGGCGAUCACGCAAAGUGGCCCGAAUGAAGGGACGCCGUUUGGCGUCUACACGGGGUUGGCACGUACGGACACGUACGAACGUACCUUCCUGAGGGACUGGAUCUGGAUCCCGCAAGGGACGUGGAAUGCUUGGACCCCUCCCCAACUGCCGCCAGGAGAAUCGAGCAAGGAAGAUGACGGGUUGCCCGACCAGGGCUCAGAACCCACCGCUCCCACUGGGGACAAUCCUGGCGAUACUUGA